UUUUCAGCCAUGGAAGUGAAAAAUAAAAUCGCUCUGGUCACCGGAGGCGCAAAUGGAAUAGGUUUCGCAUACGUCAGAGAACUCUUGAAAAACGGAGCUGCGCACGUGGCUCUUCUAGAUCUGGCAAACUCGAACGGCGAUGAAUCCGCGAGAAAAUUGAACGACGAAUUCGGAGCGGAUCGAGCGCUUUUCAUCGUCUGUGACGUGACGAAGUCGGCGGACUUCGAAGCCGCGUUCGCCAAGACUGUCAAAGAGUUCGGUGGUCUCGACAUCGUCAUCAACAACGCUGGAAUCAUGGACGACGCGAGAUGGGAGCUAGAAAUCGCUAUAAACUUCACUGCCGUCGUGCGCGGAACUAUGCUUGGCUUCCAGUACAUGGGUAAGGACAAAGGACACAAAGGUGGCGUCAUCGUCAACAUAUCAUCAGUCGCAGGACUAGUUGCAGCUCCAACUUUUCCUGUUUACAUCGCUACGAAGCACGCGGUCGUCGGCCUGACUCGAUCAUUCGGGCUGCCUUAUCACUUUGACAGAACAGGCGUUCGAGUAGUCUCGAUGUGCCCCUUCUUCACCAACACGCAACUGAUCACGGCAUGCGUCGGACGAACUCUUGACACUGUGGAGCAGAAUUUCAUCGACAAAUCGUUUUCCACUUUCCCUCUGCAGACGCCGGAGAGCGUCGCUGAAGGUGUUCUGCACAUCAUACGCGUUGGAAAUAAUGGCAGCACCUGGGUUGUCGAGAAUGGGGAACCGGCCUAUGAAGUCGAGCUAGCCGAUGAGCCAGUGAAAAAGGUUUCUGCCUAAGUUCAGCGACAAAUCGUAUGAUCAGGUAG
Diprion similis is the source of this 830-nucleotide messenger RNA. RefSeq names its product 15-hydroxyprostaglandin dehydrogenase [NAD(+)]-like. The transcript has 6 exons. The record is from RefSeq and is a predicted model, not a curated record. Gene Ontology annotation, molecular function: oxidoreductase activity, acting on the CH-OH group of donors, NAD or NADP as acceptor. Gene Ontology annotation, cellular component: cytoplasm. NCBI's taxonomy places the organism in Eukaryota, Metazoa, Arthropoda, Insecta, Hymenoptera, Diprionidae. The coding region runs from base 10 to 801 and encodes 263 amino acids.